Paramecium sonneborni is the source of this 1425-nucleotide messenger RNA. The record is from the annotation of a GenBank genome assembly. Lineage: Eukaryota; Ciliophora; Oligohymenophorea; Peniculida; Parameciidae.
AUGAUUAAACAGAGAGAUUUAAAUACAUUUUUAGCGAACUACUAAUCAUUUGAUAGAUAAACCAAGAAACCGUUCGAAUAUUUAAAUUUAUCAUAUCAUCAAUAAUUUGAUCAUUCACCUCUCAGGAAACAAACAUAUACAACAAAAGCAAAUGAUAUAUAAUAUAAGAGUCUUUAAGAACCUUCAUUCUUAAGAUAAAGCAUAUUGCCUAAUUAUGAGCCUACAAAAUGUUCAAGUUAAAGAAAUGGAAUAAUUAAAGCUUAUGCAGCAAACACAAAUUAAGGAAUUGUUAGAGAUUACAAUGAAGAUAGAGUCUCAAUUAUCUUAAAUAUUAUUAAACCAUAAAGUAGAAAUACAGAAUAAUGGCCUAAAUGCUCUUUUUUUGGAGUAUAUGAUGGACAUGGUGGAGCUGCAUGUGCUGAUUUUUUAAGGGAUAAUUUACAUUAAUUUGUGGUUAAAGAACCAGAUUUUCCAUGGAACCCAAUAGGUGCCAUUACUAAAGGAUUUGAGGCAGCUGAAAAAGCAUUUAUUUAAAUGGCAUAAGAAUCUUAUAAUAAAGGAGUGCCUGAAAGAAGUGGAUCAUGUGCUAUUGUAAUAUUAAUCAUAGGAGAUAAUUGUUAUGCAGCAAAUGUUGGAGAUAGUAGAGCUAUUUUAAGUGCAGCAUCUGGAAAAAAAGCAAUAGCAUUAUCGCAUGAUCAUAAACCAGAAUUAGAAUAAGAGAGAAUUGUUAAGGCUGGUGGAUCUGUUUACCAAACCCAUGGAAUUAAUGAAGAAGGAAUGUAAAUCUUAGGACCAGUUAGAGUUACUCCAGGAAGAUUAUCAGUUUCAAGAACUUUUGGGGAUAUAGAAGCUAAACUAGAAAAGUUUGGUGGAAAUCCAAAAGUAGUAAUUGCUUAACCUGAAAUAAAGUAAUUUAAAAUUACUAGUGAGCAUGAUUUUAUUGUUUUAGGAAGUAAUUUUUAAUAUUUAUAUAUAAAGGCGAUGGAAUUUUCGAUAAAUUAAGUUCUAUUGAUGUAAUGAAUAUUAUUUGGAAAGAUAUAUUAAAUUGUCAAGUUGGAAAUAAUUUACAUACUGUUUUAUCUAAUUCAGUUGAAUCAGUUCUUUAGGAAAGUAUAUAAAGAAAGAGCACAGAUAAUGUAACUUUGUUGAUUGUUGCUUUUUCAGUUUCAUAAUUAAAAGAAGAGGAGUUGAGAAUAAAAACAUCAUCUUCAAUUGAAAAAUUGGUAAAAGUCCCAUUAACAAACAACAUUCCUAAUAUGAGAAUGAGGUAAUAGACUAAUAUAUAUCAUUUUUAGUUAUUCCAAAAAAACUAAUGAUGAAAAUAAUCCAUUCGUUAUUAACACAUAAAAGAUGAAUCCUCAUUUGAAGAUUAAUAAACAAAAAGUUGAUGAAACUAUUAGAUAUAAACCUAGUUAUAUUAAUUGA